Molecule: messenger RNA, 3934 nt
Organism: Cololabis saira (Pacific saury)
Lineage: Eukaryota; Metazoa; Chordata; Actinopteri; Beloniformes; Belonidae
Gene: arfgap3
Product: ADP-ribosylation factor GTPase activating protein 3
Exons: 16
Coding region: 69-1667 (532 amino acids)
Biological process (GO): COPI coating of Golgi vesicle
Molecular function (GO): GTPase activator activity
Source: RefSeq, a predicted model, not a curated record
AAAGCAGUUUUUUUUUUAAUGCCAUUCCUUUAACGACCAGACAGGUUUCAACGCCAAGACGGAAAACAAUGGCAGAACCCAACAAACAGGACAUCUCUGCUAUUUUCAAGCGACUUCGCUCCAUUCCGACAAAUAAGGUUUGCUUUGACUGUGCAGCUAAAAACCCCAGCUGGGCCAGCAUCACCUACGGGGUCUUCCUCUGCAUCGACUGCUCUGGGACUCAUAGGUCUCUUGGGGUGCACUUGUCCUUCAUUAGGUCCAGUGAGCUGGAUUUUAACUGGUCAUGGUUCCAGAUAAGGUGUAUGCAAGUUGGAGGCAACGCCAGUGCUAUCGCGUUUUUCAACCAGCACGGGUCCACAACCAGUGCUGCUAACGCCAAGUAUAACAGCCGAACCGCCCACCUGUACAGGGAGAAGAUAAAGACUUUGGCCACACAAGCUACCAGACGGCAUGGCACAGAGCUGUGGCUUGACAGUCAAGGUCCUCUCUCUCCAACAUCCCCAGAUGACAAGCAGGUGGAUUUCUUCAGUCUACAUUCACAGACGGUUCCUGAAAAUGUAAACACAGCCAACAUGUGUCUCAGCUCUGCGCCUUCACAGAAGCCUUUGCCUCUUGAUAAAGAUGAGCAGCAAAAUGGCAACAUAGACGAGGGUCCCAGUGUGGAAAUGCUGAGUGAUUCUCCAAAAGCAAACCCAGAGGCCUCCUCUCUUCUGAAAAAGAAACCUGCCGGGGCCAAGAAAACACUUGCUUCCAAGAAGGGAGGUCUCGGCGCUCAGAAGUUAAGCAGCCAGAGCUUCUCAGAGCUGGAGAAGAAAGCUCAGGCUGCCGACAAGCUCAGAGAGAAAGAGAAGAGCUCCCCUGCUGCCAAGAAGAAUACUACACCCGAGGAGUCCAUUGUCCCAUCCAUGCGACUGGCCUAUAAAGACUUUGAGCAGCAGAGAAAAAUUGAGGACCAGAAGUUUAAGGGGUUGGAGGGGAAGAAGAAAGAGCAGGCUGACCGACUCGGCAUGGGUCUCGGCAACAGGAGCGGAGUUUCUCACUCGGUGACCUCAGACAUGCACAUCAUCCAGCAGGAGAGUCCACAUGGAGGAAAGAGCAGCAAAGGACGACGGUUCACCGAUGAAGAGGAGGAUGAAGGGGCUUUCAGCUCAAGUAGGAUCCUCUCCCAGUUUGAGGAGCAGACAGACACCUCGGAUAGUUUCUUUAUGCGUUGGGGUGAUGGAGGUGAUCAAGGAGGCUGGAUGAAGGAGAGCAGGAAACCAGUGUUGGACUCUUACCUGUCCUCCGCCAUAACUUCACUUGAUGACAGACCCGUAGCCAGGAGGAAAGCAGAACCACUACCAGUAUCGGAUUCAGGAGAAGCUCGGAAAAAGUUUGGAAAUGACGUCAAAGCCAUCUCGUCUGAUAUGUACUUUGGAAAACAAGACAACUCCGAGUACGAGGCCAAAACUCGACUGGAGAGGUUUUCUGGAAGUGCUGCGAUAAGUUCAGCAGACCUGUUUGAUGAUCCAAAGAAGCAGGCAGGAGGUUCGUACCGCCUGAGCAACAUGGUGCCCAAUGCUCCGGACAUGUCGCAGCUCAAACUCGGAGUCCGCUCGGUCGCAGGAAAACUGUCGGUCAUGGCGAGCGGCGUCGUUAGCUCAAUUCAGGACCACUACAGUUCUUGAGUUCCUCGUUACGUAGAAAACAUUUCUGGUGAGUUGUUGGGAUUCACCUCAGCGGAGACAGACGGGAGCAAGUCCACAAAUUUACCAAAUAAAAAGUGAACUCAUUGGUUGAUUUGUAUACACAUGAAGGACUGUACAUGUAAAUGAGUUGAUCUCAACAUUUUCUGUGGAUUUCUUUAUCCUCGAAGGGAGAUUUCUGUGUAUAACUUUUGAAGACUAUAUAGUUUGCUUUAUAUCAUUUCAUUUGCUUCUUUUGGGGGUGCAGACAUUAAGAAAAGCUGUAUGUAGCAGUGUAGGAGGCUUUGUGGUUAUGAAGUAGCAGUGUUCUUCAUGAAGUAAGGGUUUCGCUGGAUUCCUUUUGAAGUCUAUGUGGCGAGAUGCUCCAGGCGUCCUGCUGUUGGCUGGAAAACACUCAUCACAUAUUCUUAGUACCGUCGUUUGAGGCGUUUCACAUGCAAACUCACACAGGUUUGAAAGUGUCCUUUCCGACCCAAAAGUGCACUUACAUUUGCUCCUCCACCGGCUGGACCAAAAGCUGAUAAAGAGGCCUUUUAGAGGACCAGACUGGUUUUUCUUAAAUGAGUGUGCUAUCAGUUAUGUGAACUGAUUAUUGAUGGUUCCAUUAGCUGAAAACACUGUUUUUGUUUGAAUAGCAGCUUUUUAUUUUGUUUUGAGGGUGUGGAAAUGUAGUUGGAAAAAGAUUAAAUUAAGUGCUAAAGUAGCAAUCAUAUGCUUUAGUUGAAAAGAAAAAAGCUGGACUCCUGGGUGAUGAAAACUGUGCAGACAGAAACUGUUUGCCCGGAUACUUUUGAAGUGAAGUGGUACCAGGAUGCAUUUGUGGUAAUUUAAGGGUCUUUUUAACACGUUGCAUAGCAACUCUGUCUCUAGACUCACUCUAAGUCCUUAAUUUGGUUAAAAAUAAAUAAAUAAAGAAUAUAUUAGUGAGGAGGAGUGAAUCAGUGUCAGUAAUCGAAUCCAGCGUACAGAUCUGACCUUGAUUUCAUUUAUUGGUUCAGCGAUUCAGUUUUUAAUGGUGACGCCUGUGGUAAUGUCUCCCUUCUCUUCUCCAUCUCCUCUUUUUUUCUGUCAUAUUGACACUUUUUAAGGCAAAUAAAAAGUAACCAUGGACCAACAGUUGAGCAUUCCUCAUAAGUUUUAGCUCCCAUCCCAAUAUCCAACAUGCAAAACAAAAAAAGGCUUGGUAGAUUAAAAAGAAAGAAGACUAUCAUCUCAUCUAAUGUUGUUUUAUGUUGGUUUUUUUAUUUUCUACAAUUUCUUUGAAAUUAUGCUAAAAACAAACCGUUAAGCUAUUAGAUUAAUUUGCACAAGUCUGCUUGAAGUCCUUUGCACAAUAAAGACAUUAUUAUUAACAUAAGAUGAAUAUUUAUUGAUCUUAGAGUUGUGCCUAUAACGAUGCUUUAGUUGGUAAUCUUAAAAAAAAUGGUUUGAGGCAAGGAUUUUGUGUUACGUUCAUGUUUUGGUUACUUUUAGGCUUCAUAUUCACUUUAACAUGAAUGUGAGCCAUUUCCUUAACAGCUUCCUUUUUUCAUUCUUUCUAUAAUUCUCUUGACUGUGGCAUAUGGCCAAAUUUCCAACGUUAACUGUAGUUAAAUUACCUUUUGAUGAAAAUGUCGAGGAACCACAAAUGGUGCCGCUGUCGGUACUAUUUAACAAAUUGAGACAUGCUAAGUUUUCCAUAAUGUUAGAAGUAUACAUCGGUCAUAAGAUCAUUCUGAGAUUAAAUAUUUGCGUACUCCCUUCACCAUAUGCCAUAGCCCUAAGAUCUUUGAUUGACACACCCUAAAUGCAAUACUACAGAGUCAUCCUAUUACCUAUGUACACUUAAUUGGUUUGAACUUUGCACGUGGCAGCUUGAGCUUGGAUGUACUUUAAUAUUUGCCUUGAAGUUGACGAUGCCUCCAUGUUUAAUUUCUGGUUGUGUUUUUUUUUUUUUUUUUGUCUUUUUUGAAGAUUAUAUGGUCUUCAGUUUGUUAAAGGAUACAAUCUGAUAUUUUCUCACGGGCUAGUUGCAUGCUGUUUGUAGUUUGUAGACAAAUCUUGGAUACAAGAUGGAGUUAUACAUUUGUUGUGUAGGAACUGUAUAGUUUAUUAGGAUAUAAAGUGCUACAUACAAAGUUGUAAAUGGCUUGAAAGUACAGUUUAUAUAAAAAAAAAAGCUACUGAUAAUCAAAUUUUGACCAUUUUUGAAACUCAAAAUGUAAGUAAGAAUUUUGCAAAAAUGCCAAAUAAAUGGGAUACCCCCGAAA